AUGCCUUUCGAAUGUCCUCAAGACGUUACUAAUGAUUUGGAAAAAUUACUUGAAACUGAUGAAGAAUAUGAUGUUAUUAUUUACGCGGGUGAAAAUGAAAAUAUAAAAGAAAUUCAUGCACACUCAAUUAUAUUGCGCACAAGAUCUCAAUAUUUUCGUUCGGCAUUCUCUAAUGAAUGGUCUGAAAAAAAGAACGGAAAAUUUAUCUUUAAGAAGCCUAAUAUUUCUCCUCAAUUUUUUAAAAUAAUUUUAAGAUUUAUUUAUUGCGGAAAAAUUGAUUUAGAGAAAUUACAAGGGCCUGAUAUUUUAAAACUUUUGGUAGCCGUAGAUGAGAUUGAUAUUCAAACCUUAACCGAUCACAUAGAAGAAUACUUGAUUAAACACCAAGAUGCGUUUAUUCAAGAAAAUCCCAUCAAAAUUCUUGAAGCGAUUUAUGAAAAUAAAGCUUUUACAAAUUUAUGGGAUCUUUACUCAGAAAAAAUUUGUGAAGAACCAGAAUUAUUGUUUAAUUCUGAUAAAUUUACUAGUUUAAAAGCACCUUUAUUAGAGUUACUUCUUAAAAGGGACGACUUAUCAUUGGAUGAAAUUGUUAUCUGGGAAAGUCUGAUCAAAUGGUGCUUAGCUCAACAUCGUAAUGUUCCACGAAAUCCCACACGAUGGAAUAAAGAAGAAACCACAAUUAUGGCGAAGACUAUCCAUAGAUUUAUUCCAUUAAUAAGAUUUAAUUAUAUCUAUUCAGAGGAUUUUAUUUUUAAAGUAUAUCCUUUUAAAGAAAUAAUUCCAAAAGUUCUGGUUAAUAACAUACUUAUAUUUCACAUGGCUCCAAAUAAGCAAUUAUAUGUUGAUAUACAACCUCCUAGACAACCAAAGUGUGUUCGUGAUAUUUAUGAUUCAAAUAUAAUUGAAUCACACCAUUUUGCUAUUUUUUCUAGUUGGAUUGAAAAGGAAGAUCAGUUUUACUUUAAUGUAAAAAGUAUUCCUUAUAAUUUUAAUUUACUUUAUCGUGCUAGUAGGGAUGGUGACACACCAGCAGCAUUUCAUGCUAAAUGUGAUUACAAGGGUGCCACUAUCUCUGUAGCAAAGAUCACAAAUUCUGAUCAAAUAGUUGGAGGGUAUAAUCCACUCUAUUGGUAUUCAGGUAUUACAUAUAUGUCUGCUAAUGAUAGUUUUAUAUUCUCAUUUAAAAAUAAAAAUAACUUCCAAAGUGCAAAGAUAGGCUACAGUAACGGUUUAAAUUCUAUAGGUGGUUUUACAAGUAAUGGUCCGGUAUUUGGUGGUAAUUAUGGUUGUCAUUUAGCAGCUGGACCUUCGAGUGGUACUUGGUUUAGCAAUCCAACUGCAUGUAAUAAAACAUAUCCUAAAAUUGGUAUACCGGAAAACGAUUUUAAUGUCGAUGAUUAUGAAGUUUUUCAAGUUGUUAAGCGCUAG
Rhizophagus irregularis DAOM 181602=DAOM 197198 is the source of this 1428-nucleotide messenger RNA. RefSeq lists its product as uncharacterized. The record is from RefSeq and is a predicted model, not a curated record. Lineage: Eukaryota; Fungi; Glomeromycota; Glomeromycetes; Glomerales; Glomeraceae. Gene Ontology annotation, molecular function: protein binding.